Molecule: messenger RNA, 1739 nt
Organism: Loxodonta africana (African savanna elephant)
Lineage: Eukaryota; Metazoa; Chordata; Mammalia; Proboscidea; Elephantidae
Gene: ARHGAP8
Product: Rho GTPase activating protein 8
Exons: 12
Coding region: 88-1536 (482 amino acids)
Biological process (GO): negative regulation of endocytic recycling; small GTPase-mediated signal transduction
Cellular component (GO): cytoplasm
Molecular function (GO): GTPase activator activity
Source: RefSeq, a predicted model, not a curated record
GAGUUGGAAUUGACUUAACGGCAGCGGGUCAGAGUCGUUAGCUGAGGGCGUUUCCUUAUUUCUCACUCCCUGCAACUUGUGUGUUAAAUGCCCUGGGGUUCCAUGUGCUUCCUCUUCAGGGUGUUAGAAGUACCCCAUACACACACACCGGAUCUGAGGAGCUGGCAUCAGGACGGUCAGCUUGGGCCACCCAGCUGCCAGGAGAGCAUGUCGGACCUGGACUUGGAGAAGCUGGCUGAGAUUGAGCUGCAAAGAGAUGAGGAGGAGGCAGCCACACUGGACAUCCCAAGACGGCCCUUGGCGGCACCCACAAGUGGCGAGGACCUGGCGCUCAGCAUGAGGCACCCGUUCUAUGAUGUGGCCAGACACGGCAUCCUGCAGGUGGCAGGGGAAGACCACUUUGGAAGGAGAGUCAUCACGUUUAGCUGCUGCCGCCUGCCCCCUUCUCACGAGCUCAACCACAAGCAGCUACUGGAGUAUCUGAAGUACAUGCUGGACCAGUACGUGGAGAACGAUUACACCCUCAUCUACUUCCACUACGGGCUGAACAGCUGGAACAAGCCAUCCCUGGGCUGGCUCCAGAGUGCCUACAAGGAGUUUGACAGGAAGUACAAGAAAAACUUGAAGGCCCUCUACGUGGUGCACCCCACCAACUUCAUCAAGGUCCUGUGGAGCAUCUUCAAACCCCUCAUCAGCCACAAGUUUGGGAAAAAAAUCACCUAUUUCAACUACUUGGGUGACCUCCGGGAACACCUGAAAUAUGACCAGCUGAUCAUCCCCCCGGAGGUGGUCCGGUACGAUGAGAAGCUCCGGGACCUGCACAGGGGGAAGGCGCCCCCUCCAGCCAAGACGCCCCCACCGCGGCCGCCCCUGCCCACCCAGCAGUUUGGAGUCAGUCUGCAAUACCUCAAAGACAAAAAUAAAGGCGAACUCAUCCCUCCUGUGCUGAGGCUCACAGUGACGUACCUGAGAGAGAAAGGACUCCGCACUGAGGGUUUGUUCCGGAGAUCGGCCAGCAUGCUGACAGUCCGAGAGAUCCAGAGACUCUACAACCAAGGGAAGCCCGUGAAUUUUGACGACUAUGGGGAUAUCCACCUUCCUGCUGUGAUCCUGAAGACCUUCCUUCGAGAGCUGCCCCAGCCGCUGCUGACCUUCGAGGCCUAUGAGCAAGUCCUUGGGAUCACCAGUGUGGAAAGCAGCCUGCGAGUGACCCAUUGCCGCCAGAUCCUGAGCAGCCUCCCUGAGCAAAAUUACGCUGUUCUCAACUACCUCAUGGGCUUCCUGCAUGAGGUGUCCCAGGAAAGCAUCUUUAACAAAAUGAGCAGUUCCAGCCUGGCCUGUGUCUUCGGGCUGAACUUGACCUGGCCUUCCCAGGGGGCAUCCUCAGUGAGCGCCCUCGUGCCCCUGAACCUGUUCACAGAGCUGCUUAUUGAGUACUACGAGACCGUCUUCAGCACCCAGGAGGCAUCUGGGGGCCACGCGCCUGGGGGCCACACGCCUGGGGGCCAUGUGCCUGCCUCUGCCGAAGCCAAGUAGCCAGGCGACCCCUUCGCCCAAGGUUUUGCCAGAGAUGGACCAGCCUUGUCUCGGCUGUUGUGCCUCCACGUCCCCUGACCAUGGCCAGGAGACAUCUGUAGCACUGGGAAGGCCAUGUCAAAGUCCAUCUGUCUGUGUGUUCUUUGUAGGCUUUGCAAACUUGCUACCUGUGACUGUAACCAGGCAUUAAACAGACUCAGAAC